Helicoverpa armigera (cotton bollworm) is the source of this 561-nucleotide messenger RNA. RefSeq lists its product as uncharacterized. Bases 1 to 561 code for a protein of 186 amino acids. The record is from RefSeq and is a predicted model, not a curated record. Lineage: Eukaryota; Metazoa; Arthropoda; Insecta; Lepidoptera; Noctuidae. The transcript has a single exon.
AUGGAGGAGAUAACAAACAACAAACAAGAACUUUUGUCGUCUGAAGAAGAAUAUUGCGAAAACCUUUACAAAAAUACAACAACAAGACGAUCUGAUGGACGAUUUGAAGUCAAAAUUCCUAUGAAACCGAACUUUGAACAAAACCUGGGUGCAUCCAAGCAACAAGCGAUCGCCCAGUUCAAACAACUCGAAAAACGUCUCAACAAACAACAAGAACUUUCUGAGAGUUACAAAACAUUUAUUGACGAGUAUUUGAACCUUGGACAUAUGAAGAGGUGUACCAUGCCGCAAGAACCUAGCUGUUUUCUGCCUCACCAUGGUGUUUACAAGUCAGAAUCAACAACAACAAAACUUAGAGUUGUUUUCAAUGCCUCCGCCAAGACAACAACAGGCUAUACUUUGAACCAACUCAUGGAAUCUGGAGCAAAUCUGCAACAAGACCUCCAAACACUGCUGCUGGGGUGGAGAACAUAUCAGUAUGUCUACACAGCUGAUAUCGAAAAAUUCUAUAGACAGAUUAACAUCCAGGAAGCUGACCAACACCUGCAAAAAAUCGUGUGA